UGGGGGAGAGUGUUCCAAGAUGGCGGCGGGUUGCUGCGGGGUGAAGAAGCAGAAACUGUCCAGUUCGCCCCCCUCUGGCUCGGGUGGCGGUGGUGGCGCCUCCUCCUCCUCCCACUGCAGCGGAGAGAGCCAGUGCCGAGCCGGGGAGCUGGGACUAGGAGGCGCCGGUACGCGGCUCAACGGUCUAGGAGGUCUAGCCGGAGGAGGUAGCGGCAGCGGCUGUACCCUCUCUCCCCCCCAGGGCUGCGGCGGCGGCGGCGGGGGAAUCUCCCUGUCGCCCCCUCCGAGCUGCGGAGUGGGCACCCUACUUUCUCCCCCGGCCGCCGCCACCUCACCCUCGCCCUCCUUGCCGUCCGCCGCCUCGUCCUCAUCGCCCAGCUCCCGGAAGAUGGUGGUGUCAGCGGAGAUGUGCUGCUUUUGCUUCGAUGUGCUCUACUGUCACCUGUACGGAUACCAGCAGCCCCGGACCCCCCGGUUCACCAACGAGCCCUACCCACUGUUUGUAACAUGGAAGAUUGGUCGAGACAAAAGAUUGCGUGGAUGCAUAGGUACUUUUUCUGCCAUGAAUUUGCAUUCAGGACUCAGGGAGUACACACUUACCAGCGCCCUUAAAGAUAGCCGUUUUCCCCCAAUGACAAGGGAUGAGCUGCCGCGGCUGUUCUGCUCAGUGUCUCUGCUCACUAACUUCGAAGACGUCUGUGAUUAUUUGGACUGGGAGGUGGGUGUACAUGGCAUUAGAAUAGAAUUCAUCAAUGAAAAAGGAUCAAAACGCACCGCCACCUACCUACCGGAGGUUGCAAAGGAGCAAGGAUGGGACCAUAUUCAGACCAUAGACUCCUUACUGAGGAAAGGAGGAUACAAAGCUCCGAUUACUAAUGAAUUCAGGAAAACCAUAAAACUGACCAGGUACCGUAGUGAAAAGAUGACCUUGAGCUAUGCUGAAUACCUUGCUCAUCGCCAGCAUCAUCAUUUCCAAAAUGGCAUUGGGCAUCCCCUUCCGCCAUACAACCAUUAUUCCUGACACUGAGCCACACAACCAGUCACUGGGCCUCUCUGCAGACCUCUUCCCAGGAGACCCUACCCCUUCUUGGUCUAGCUAUCUCUUUUACUGUACCAUUUUAUGAUGAUAGUUUCCGUUGCCAUGGUGAAGCUUCGACAUCGUCAGUUAAGAUCAUCAUGGUAACGGGUAGGAAAAUGGCAUUUAUUAAGAUGAUCCUGUUUUAUUAUAUUAGGUCAUUGAUUUUUUUUUUUUGCAGCAUAUAUGAAUUUUGGGGUUUUCUUUCCUUACAAUAUUAUGUGGAAUUUUGCUUUGCUAUCUCAGUCAGGUUUGUCCUUCUGUCCUUCUUGCCUUCCUUCCUGUCUUCUUGCCUUCCUUCUCUCUUCUCUUCCUUCCUUCUGUUGACUGUGGAUGGAAGAAUUCAUGCAGUUUCUAAGGAUUUCAUUUAGGUGUUUCUUUCAUUUUCCUCAGUAAGAUAGGUCAUUUUUGAUAGCUGUGUUUGGGAGUAAUUCAUAUCAAAUUCAGGUAUUUGUAUAUUACUCUUGAAUUUGUCUGAAAUUCAUUUUGCUAUGAGAGCUUAGUAUGUGGGUCUUCACUGUUUAAGUAUAUGUUUUUCCCAUGGUUAGAAUAGAUGAACUUUCGUUCUAGUGUAGAACAUUCGAAGGUCCAUGAUAGGACUUGUCACAGAGAGUGAGAAAUCAUUUAUGCCUAUUGUGCUGGUUAUCACAGGAAAAACUGCCUCAUCACUUUAUAGAACCAACUUACAAACUAAAACACUGUUUUAAGAAAGUACAAGCUACCUUUGAAAUAUGCUACAGAAAUUAUUUUGAAAAGCAGAGAAUAUCAGGAAGAGAGCAGAUACAGAAUUUAGUGCCUUUGAGAAGAAUAUAAUUAUGUGGAAUUAAGAGGGGUUAGAAGAAAGGCAAUUUAGAGAAAUAUUCUUAAAAAUUUUAUUGUUUCUAUAAUGUGAAACAACAGAUUAGACAAAUUGCUUACUCUUAAGUAUUUUUUUAAGCUGAAAAAAAUUAUUUUGAGCAAAUAACCAAAAAGAGACAUGUGUCUAUUAUAUAUUAAUUUAAAUUUGUUAGCUUUAGGUUUCAAUAAGUCAUGAUUGGCCAGAGACAAUUUUAGCUACCAUUUAAAGAAAUAGUAAAGAUAAACUAGUGAAACAAAAGUUAAUACAUGUCGUGAUUUCAGACAUGUUUGUCAUGGGGACAAUACUGGAGUUUUAGAAAUACUAUAAAAUUGCUUGAAUCUCUUUCUGCACUACAUACUUUUGAUAGAAACACAUUUACUAUAUCGAUAAGAUGUUAUGUUACCCCUGUAAAAACGGAGUCGGCACUUAGAUACGAUAUAGUUGUUAGAGCCCAGCUCAUUUGCAGGGCUAGUCUUCCCAUGAUGCAUAUGCAGAGAACUUCCUAAUGUCAACGGGAGGUCUAUAUGUAUAUCCCCAGGAAAAAUGACAGAUGAUUCUGGAGAAAGAUUACCUUCAUUUUAUGGUAGUAAAUAUAUAUGUGUGUGUGUGUGUGUGUGUGUGUGUGUGUGUGUGUGUGUAAAAUUUUUUUCAAACAGGAAACAAAUAUUUCAAGUGAUGAAUAUGAGUGUGGUGCAGAAUAUAUAGUCUAAAACUAUGAGAUGUCACUGAAUAUCAAGAUGGCAUAGCUUAUACAUGUAGUUGCUGUGACAAGUGACAGACUGCUAGUUCAGAAUUUGAAAACCCUUUUCUAGUUUGUGAGAUUAAUCGGCUGAAUUCCUUCUGCUUGUCCUUAUGGCAAAGCAAACUGCUUUUGUUUUUGAUGAGAGUUCUCAGAAGUUUGUUGGUAUUCCUUCGUCCGCAGCAUCUGUUGUUGGAAUAACCAUUUUCAGUCGUGAUGCCUUAACCAAGAAGCCAAUUGUUAGCCUGAAAUGGAAUCUCGGUAGCCAGUUCCACUGAACCUAGAGAUUAGUCAGAGAAAGCUAGCUGCUGGGCUUUAGAAAGGGAUUUUGAGUCCUUUCAUUUCUACUUGGGAGCAGAUUAGUCUUUCAGUAUAAAAACAAGUGGCUACCUGAUGGAAAUUUUUUCUUGCCCUUAUAGGGAAACUGAGCACAAGCUGAAUGAUAUUGUCUGCUGCAAGAAAAAAAAAAAAAGUAAAUAAAGCAAGCAAACCGAAGAGAGACAAAAUAGACCAAUAUUGAUCCAUCUUAUCUAUCAUCUCAUCAGUUCAACAGGCUCCUCGUCCUGGGUGAGCUCAUGGUUAGAAGUUUUUUUGUUUUUAAAGAAAAGAUCUAUCCCAUACGUGUGUGUGUAUACUUACAAUACAUACAUAUGUGUGUGUUUAUGUAUUUAACGGUGCUAAUCAAUUUUGAGCAGGUCACGUGACUGGUCAUGCGGACUCUAAAAUCAUAUCAGAUUUUUAAAAAUUCUUGAUAUAUGCAGAUGUUAUACAGAUUUUCUUACCAGUGUAAUAAUGUUAUACUGAAGAAAUAACCAUCCUGCAGGCUUCAGAGGACGAGGUCAGCAAUAUUUCCCACCGUGGCUUGGGGGAAAAGGAUAGUUUUGUCUCCUUUUGUGUUCAAAUUAACGCACAGUGCAUUUUUGUGUCUAAGUAGCUGUUGACUAAAAGACUUUGUAGUGUAAAGGGUGUUAUACAAACUUGUAAUGGUGUGCUUCAGACAAAUGCUAGACCCUUUCACCUUUGUCGUAUAUUACAAAGCUGUUAAAUAUGUAGUUUGCAUUAACUUUGAACAUGUUGAAAUAUGUAGCAUGUGUUUUUAACUCAGACGAAGAUUCUGACUGCACAGGUUGUGUUCUAGCCAGUUGUGGUUUAUUUGUGCAGAAACACAAAUGUGAAUUGCACUCUUGUCACCAGAAUAUUGUGUAAGUUCAGUGAUCUCUAAACAGCUCAGAAGUAAUACUUGAACUUCAUUUGAGUAGCACAAAGUUUACAUAGCCCCCCUUUUAAAUGUUAAUUAGUUCCAUUUAUGUUUUCCGUUUUCAGAUGCAACUGGGUAUUUUUUUCCUCUUGGAAAAUAGUACGUAUUUUACUUUGGUAUGUAGCAAAAGGCUUCCAUUUCUGGAAGGGUUUUUUUGUUCUUAGAAAAGGUCAGCCAGGUACCAGAUUCUAGAAGAACAAUUGCCCCUCCCCCCCCAAUUAAGUGGCCUUCUGACUGCACGAGAAUAUGUGCUACUGCCCUGCCCGCUCCAGUCUCCGGUGUGAUUGAUGGAGGAAGUGCAAGGCUUGCUCUUUACCCCCCCCCCCACCCGCCCCGCCGCCCCACUUAAGGCAGUUUAUAAGAGUUUCAGUCCAGAGCAUACAGCCCCAGUGUGCAGCACACCGGAAGUUUGUAUACUGGCCUCUGUUCAUGUCUUCAAAUGUGCAGGAAAUCCGAAACUGUCAUCUGGAAUAGGCUCCAUCUCUUGUGUGUGUUAGAUCAAACCAAAGAAGCCCCCAGCCAUGCCCAAAUGCUGCUCCAAAAGCCUGCCUUCCAGUCCUUACAAAAACCUUGCAGGAUUAAAUGUGUUAACUUUUUUAUUUUUGUACAGUUUCUAAGUGAUUUUUGCUAGUGAUGUUAAAUUGAAUUAAGUUUAUUUGAGGGGUGUGAGCACCUCCUCCAUUUAAAUAAACUGGUGACUUUCCUUUUAUUUUAUAAAAGCAGAAACCCGUUGUGUGCCUCUCGAUUUAAGGGUUUCUGAUUACAUUAUUCUUAAGACCAGCAUUGAUCCUUUAUAUACAAAGAUAUGUUUUCCUUGUUUUUUAUUACUGUUUCAGAAGAAAAUAAACCUUUUAUUUUGCUCUGGACCCAGUAACUGCGCUGGUACAUAGACGCACUGAGAAAACAAACUUUUGUAACCACCUCUGACUGUUUUUGUAUAUGAAAGUUGAUUACUUUUGAAAUAUUUGGAUCUAGUUUCUAAGUUAUUUUUGUGUUUUAUAUGUUCCCCAAAAUUACUUUGAAUCGGUCACCAGCAUAAUGAAUUCUUGGUGAUGCAGUGGUUGGACUUGUAAUGAGCAAAGCUACCUGGAGUAGCUCUUCUCCUCGUCCCUUUCUUAGUACCCUGUUUUUUGAUUACAGUAAGACAUCACAGAUUACCUGAAACCCCUUCAAGUAUAACUAGAUCCUCCUUCCUUCCACAUUUAAUUGCUUAAUAGUUUGAAGAAACUAUUGGAAAUGGGCAUUUUAUAUGACAUGUAUGGCUUUAAAAUAUUACAAAUGAAGAAAAAGAAAAAUGGGAAGGUUUAUGUGGGUCUGUAAGGUAUGGCUGUGGAAAGAUAUUGUAGUAGUUUUGACACUAUUGUUAUUACCUUUAAAAUCAUUUACCCAAUAAAAUGUUAAAACUGA
Messenger RNA from Lagenorhynchus albirostris (white-beaked dolphin), 5317 nucleotides. RefSeq names its product AMMECR nuclear protein 1 (gene AMMECR1). The transcript has 6 exons. NCBI's taxonomy places the organism in Eukaryota, Metazoa, Chordata, Mammalia, Artiodactyla, Delphinidae. The record is from RefSeq and is a predicted model, not a curated record. Gene Ontology annotation, cellular component: nucleus. Bases 20 to 1021 code for a protein of 333 amino acids.